AUGGCAAGUGAAUCGCUAGUUAAGGCAUCAGGGUUUAUCAUUUACAGGAAACUGGCGGAUCUCCCCGUCCAGUUCUUGUUGCUAAAAGCAUCGAACAAACCAUUCCACUGGACUCCACCAAAAGGCCGGUUGGACCCAGGCGAGGAUUUUCUUGAUGCUGCCCACAGAGAAACUAGGGAAGAAUCCGGCCUCUUGGAGAGCUCAUAUGACGUUGAUGGAACUUUUAAGGAGGUCUUGCACUAUGAAGCUCACGGAGCCAAGAAAGAGGUCCUUUACUACUUGGCGAAACUAAAAGGUGAAGAUGCUCCCAUUCAGCUUUCAGAAGAACACACGGAAUUCGCAUGGGUAAAAUUGGAAGACAUUGACAAGUACUGUGAUAAAGAAUCGCUUAUUUCCAUGUUUAAACAUGCCUCUGAGCAUAUAGAUAAACUCUGA
Molecule: messenger RNA, 435 nt
Organism: Theileria equi strain WA
Lineage: Eukaryota; Apicomplexa; Aconoidasida; Piroplasmida; Theileriidae
Product: bis5'-nucleosyl-tetraphosphatase, putative
Exons: 4
Coding region: 1-435 (144 amino acids)
Biological process (GO): ATP biosynthetic process; AMP biosynthetic process
Molecular function (GO): bis(5'-nucleosyl)-tetraphosphatase (asymmetrical) activity
Source: RefSeq, a predicted model, not a curated record